Exaiptasia diaphana is the source of this 3407-nucleotide messenger RNA. RefSeq lists its product as uncharacterized. The record is from RefSeq and is a predicted model, not a curated record. The coding region runs from base 1264 to 3264 and encodes 666 amino acids. Gene Ontology annotation, molecular function: carbohydrate binding; protein binding. The transcript has 13 exons. Gene Ontology annotation, biological process: multicellular organism development; cell adhesion; cell differentiation. Lineage: Eukaryota; Metazoa; Cnidaria; Anthozoa; Actiniaria; Aiptasiidae.
UUUUCCCAAGCCAACUAACUUUGAAGAUUUCGAAAAAUCUUUUGUCAAAACCUAAAAUGUCUGUCUGUUUUUUUCUUAUUUUAUUUCAUUGUAUCUUAAAGAUUUGUCCCAUGGUUUUCAUGGUUAUUCAAAAAUGCUAAYAGAAUCAUGUGUCAGCCAUCAAUGUCGGCCAGAUAAUUGGAAAUCGCACAUUUUUAUGGUAAUGUACACGAAAACGGUGAUCGUUUUGUAUUCAAAAAUAUACGGACUGGUCAUUGUUUUCGGUGGUUUCGCGUAAYUGUAGGCCUAUUAACGCAUGAAAACAUCCGUAUUUGUGUUUGUAUUUUCUACGAUCAUCGUCUUCAAAAUGUGUAGUUCGUGCAUCCAUUUUGAAAAUGUUUUCGGAAAUAUGGUCAUCAUUUUCGGCGGUUUUGUGUCAACGAUGGUGCGUUUGAAAAUACACAGGUAGGUAUAUACGCUGAAUAAAAAAGUCAACCAGUACUUUUAUUAUUUAUUAGUUGUUUUGGAAAAAAGUUAUUCAGCUUGUAUUUUUUAUCGUCAUCUGUGCAUUUUUCAGGAUGUUURACAUAUUUCAGGUGCAACGGUGUUUCACAGUGKCGCUAGURCUAAUCCUGAAGGCAACAWAGAUGCUUGUCCUUUUGUAUUCUUUGACUAUCAAUUGUUUUCACAAAUAUCUUGGGACAAUGAAGUAGAACCGGCUUGCAAUUCUUUGGAAUUUGUCAUUCGGCAAUUAAAUUCCCGCUCCUGCCGUGAAAUCGUGAUUUGUCACCCAAUCGCAUAUAAAAUGAGGAGUUUGGAAGCUCUCUUUCACUUGCAUUUUGCAAUCAGAGCGUCGAGUCAGUGCGUCAACACAGGUAAGAUUUUAACCUUGUAUUCAGGUUAGUUGCAGUAUAGUUUUUAAAUCUGCUUACUUGUGUUGACUUCUUUACUUUGAGUUUUUAAUAAUAUCAAAAUUAAGAUUUCUCGCCAAAGAAACACUCCAGGCGAAAACGGAAAUUUCAGAUUGGAGUAUGUUCAUUUCAAAAUUAGUUAUUUAGGCGAACUUUAACGUGAAACUUUACUCGUACAUAAUUUAAGUUUCAGUUGUAUUUGUAUAUUUUCUUUGCAAGAAUAUCUUUAUAAUAAUUUGCGGUGUAAUACAAUUGUAUUAUCUGCAAAGGAGGCACAAUUUUUAUUCGACAAGUUUAACGAAGUUUCUCUCAACUGUGAACUAACUUUUUGUGUAUAUUUCAGUGUCCCUGUAUUGCAUUUCCUUGACAAAAUAUGAAGACUGUUGUGKUUAUUCUUCUUGUUUUAAGCUUCGCCUCUAUAGGUGAGACCAUGUUAUUCGGUCAGGGCGUGUUCCUSGUUUCUUCGCCAAGCGACUUCCUGUGUAAGGCGUUUUCGUUCAGCAAUCCCUUUGCCUCCAAACCACGUGUUCAACUUGCCCUGUUUAUGAACGAGACCUCUUUUACCUAUGAAGCUGCGGUGAACUGGGUCGAGAAAGUCAGUACUUCCGGUUUUACUGCUUGUGUGACUGCCUCUGGUCCUAUAUCCGGUAACAGAACGAUCAUUCUUCAAUGGCUGGCCUAUACAUCGGUCCCUAAUGGAUUAUUCAGUGAGAAAGUCUUGAACGUUUGGACAACCGGAAGCAAGUGCGUUGAGAUUGAUUUCUUUGCGAUAGCAGGAAAGACGUUUGCAAAAGUACCCUACGUAUAUGUAACUGCUAUCCACGCACAAGUCCGACAGAAACGCGAUGCAAUGAGUGUCUGGGCUGAACAAGUUACCAAGUCAGGCUUUAAGAUAUGCCUCAGAGAACUGAAGAACUUUGAUGGAAUUCACAAAUCUAUCACUGUUGACUGGCUUGCUAUGGAAAACGCACCUAGUGGUUGGACUGUUGGCACAGAAGGUGCAAUUCAACUUCCAAACACAGAACCCUUGACAGCACAGACCCAUUAUAGCUUCUGUAAGGUUGUUUCAUUUCCAGAAGAGUUCUACAGCGCGCCUGUCAUGAUAACCACUGCACGCCAUUUUCAAGACGUAAACAACAAAAAGUCCAUCGCGCCUCAGGACAACGCAAUCACGGAAUGGGUCGAGCAAGUUUCAACGACUCAAUUUACUGUGUGCAUGAAAGACAUUCAGCCGUAUAGUGGACACCAUGACCCUGUAACCAUCGAUUACAUGGCGAUUGGAUAUUUGGACCCAUGUCUAAAUGUUAAGUGUACUCACUACGCAACAUGCGUGGCCUAUGGACCCCUGGACGCUAGAUGUGAAUGCCCAAAAAAAUGUCCACCUUUUGAGGACUUGCAGUGUGGAAGUGACGGCAAAACCUACACCAACAUGUGCCUUUACAAAAAAUACGUUUGUGAGACAAAGAAGAAUGUUACCAUCGUUCACCCAGGAGCUUGCUACCCAUUUAUUCUUCAUCACGGACGCAUUACUCUGGAUCUGAGCAAAACAGAAGUCCAAUGCCAUCUUGUCGUCUACAAAACUCAGAACUUUAUGGCUGGCAGAACAGUCCACGUUCAGCUCUCCGUAAACUAUUACAGCUCGGUGUAUACCAACUUUGUCCACGACGCCGCCGUAGCCUGGGCCGAGAAGAUCAGCGCCAAUAAUUUCACGAUAUGCGCGCUUAAAGCAGGCAGGAACGAUAGGUCCACCCCUGACGAUGGAGCCACUUUUGUAGACUAUAUGGCGUACCAAGGAGCUCCUGCUGGUGCUGUGGCUGGCGAGAUAACUCUUGAGAGAUGGUGGGAAGGAACGACAUGUAAAACCAUCUCUCUACCUACGGAUAAGUUUAAUCUCGCCCCUAACGCUCUAGUCUCUUCGGAACACAUGGUCGUUGGAAAGUCUCAUGACGCAGCAACGAUUUGGGUUGAAGACACUACAUCGAAAGACUUUAAAGUUUGCCUCCGUGAAAUGCAGAACUUCGAUGGACUACACGAGAAAGUUCAUGUAAACUGGAUUGCUUAUAACACGUUGCCUGCCGAGAUGAAUGCCGAGAAAAUCAGCUUAUCAUUCCCCAAUGCCCAACUACCUUCUAUAAAUGACAAUUUCGCGUACUGUCAGAAUGCUGUUCUAAACGGCAACUACACUACAAUACCGACAGUGAUAGCCACAGCAACACAUGCUUCGGCAGUAGGAAAACUUCUGCCUGUGUACAACAGCAUAUCGGUCUGGAUGGAGCAAAUCACCUUGAAGAGUUUCCGUGUAUGUUUGAAGGAGCUGCACGCACCCAAUGGCUAUGACCCAGUUGAUGUGACUGUCCUUGCAAUAGGUUCCUGAUCAAGAUCACGACGAGAAAACAUGAUUUUACCAAAAACUAUGGACAUAUAGACAGAGUAUAUUUAUGAAGAAAAAAGAGAAAAUUAUUUAUUGAAGAUAUAGACUUGACCUAUGUUUAAUAAAAUAUAUUUGUGCAAGAAAGA